AUGACUACCCGUCACGAAAGUGGUAGAUACCGCCGGGGAUCCGUCGACGUUGAAUUCGACCAUCGGGAUAGAGAUUAUCAUGGCCCAGGUUUCUACGAGCACGAUCAUGAAUACCGCGAGGUUGACGUCUACAAUCCUGACCGCGAGCGUGGUCGUGAGCGUGGCGGAGAAUUAACUCGAUUCUACGAGCGGGAGAAUCGGUCGUCUGGUGCUUUGGUCCCAGUCCGCCAGGAAAAGAUUAUCGAGCGCGACCUCUACGAAGUCCCACCAGAACCUGAACCAAUCAUCCCCAUCCGCGAGGUUGAGAUCGAUAAUGUUAUCAAGGUUACCGAGCAUGAGCAUGAGCAUGUUCAUCAUCACAACCACAUCCAUAUCGACCAUGCUGCCAUUCAUAUUGUCGCUGAGCCACCAUGCCCACCCCCACCACCACAGCGACGCGAGGUUAUCGCUGAGCGUGAGACACUAUUACAAGUUCGUGAGCGACGAUAUGGCGGAAAGUGGAACGCUACUGGAAGACUCAGUCUCGACAAAGACUAUCAUCUUGACCAUCAUCAUCAUGACCAUCACGAACACCACCACGAGGAUCAUUCCAGGAGCCGAAGUGAAUCCCGGGACCGUGAAGUAAAACGCACCAUCGGUUACGGCCGCUAUAGAGAGCGUACUGAGGGCGAACAACGUUACUCAUCUCCCCGGAAUUCUUCUGGUGCUCUCGUUCCUGCAUCCCCGCGAGGAUCCGGCUUCUUUAAGGACUUCAAGGCCGAGCAAGAAGGCUGGACUGUCAUCGAUGUUCCCGGCUCUGGACGCAGAAUCACCCUCGAAGGUAACGCUGACGUAUCCUGGAACUCAUCAUCUUUCAACGCCAAUGCCGGCAUCCGUCGCUCUAGCAAGCAUCGAGAGCGUACAGCUAAGGGUGAGCUUUGGACCGAGGUCACUAAGGAUCUUGUCUGUGCUGAGGCCCUCGACGAAUUUGGUUACAAUUUCGAAGAAACCGAUAACUUUGUCUACGUCUUCGAUUACCUCCACCGCGAUCAAAUCCAGGACUUGAUCGAACUCACAAAGGACAUUCGGCGUGAACGUGUUCGGGAAAUCGAACGAGACGCACGCUACGAGCGUUCCCAAAGCCGCCCGAGAGAUAGUGGUGGCUUCUAUGAGCGUGAUAGGUUUACCGAGAAGCGUGACUAUACCCCCUAUGGUGAACGUGAUCGAGUUAGAGACACACGUGAAGCCAUCUAUUACUAG
Messenger RNA from Orbilia oligospora ATCC 24927, 1239 nucleotides. RefSeq lists its product as uncharacterized. The record is from RefSeq and is a predicted model, not a curated record. Bases 1 to 1239 code for a protein of 412 amino acids. Lineage: Eukaryota; Fungi; Ascomycota; Orbiliomycetes; Orbiliales; Orbiliaceae. The transcript is spliced from 2 exons.